GGAGUCCCUCGGCCGGGCUUCUCGAACCUGAGGCGUUGGAGGCGGCGGCUCAAUCCCUUAAUCACCUGUUGUAUGCUCCAUCCUUUCUAGUGAUGCUCCAGGACAAAGAGGAAUGGAUAAAAAUAUUGGCGAGCAACUCAAUAAAGCUUAUGAAGCCUUCCGACAGGCUUGCAUGGAUAGAGAUUCUGCAGUGAAAGAACUACAGCAAAAGACUGAGAACUAUGAGCAGAGAAUACGUGAGCAACAGGAACAGCUGUCACUUCAACAAACCAUCAUCGACAAGUUAAAGUCACAGUUGCUGCUCGUGAAUUCUAGUCAAGAUAAUAGUUAUGGCUUUGUCCCCCUGCUUGAAGACAGUGAAACAAGGAAGAAUAAUUUGACUCUUGACCAACCACACGAUAAAGGGAAAUCAGGAAUACCGAGAGAGAAAGAAUUAAAGGUAAGAAGACAAGAGGUUCUAUCUAGAAAAGAAACUUCACCGAAGAGCAUUCCUUUACUUCAUGAAAGAGAUAUUAUAGAGAGGACAUUCUGGGACCUGAAAGAAGAAUUUCAUAGAAUAUGCAUGCUGGCAAAAGCACAAAAAGAGCACUUGAACAAACUGAAUGCACCACACACUGCAGCUGAAACACAGUGCUCUGUGCCUAUACAGUGUACAGAUAAAACAGAUAAACAAGAGGCACUGCGUAAGCCUCAGGCUAAAGAUGAUAUAAAUAGAGAUGCACCAUGCAUCACAUCUGUCACACCAAGAGGACUGGGCCGAGAUGAGGAAGACACCUCUGUUGAAUCACUUUCUAAAUUCAACGUCAAGUUCCCACCUAUGGACAGUGACCCCACUUUCUUACUUAGCACCCCAGAGAGACCCCAAGUCCUUGGUCCUGCCACAGCUGAGACCGUGGGGCAAGACACAUUUGAACUGGAGCUCAGAAACAACCCAGGAAAUUUCGUUAAAAUAGAAGAAUCUUUAUUUGAAAACCAAAGAAUUGACCCCAUAGCUUCAGCUAUAGAAAACCUUAAAACAACUGACAAAACAAAACCUUCAAAUCUUGUAAACUCUUGUAUCAGGACAACUCUGGAUAAAGCUCCGUGUUUGCCACCUGGAAGCCAUAAUGCGUUGUAUAUAAAUACAUUCCCACUUCAGGACCCAUCUGAUGCACCUUAUCCCUCACUCGAUUCCUCAGGAAGAGCUAUCCGAGGACCACAGCAGCCUGUUUGGAAGCCCCAUCCUGCUCAAGACAGUGACUUGGUACCAAGUGGUACAGACUCGGAACUGCUAAUACCUCGAGUUUGUGAAUUCUGUCAAGCAGCUUUCCCACCAUCCAUUACUUCCAGGGCGGAUUUCCUCCGGCAUCUUAAUUCACACUUCAAUGGGGAGACUUAAGACAAAUUUGAAAACAGACAAAUCAAGUUCUGGGCAAUGAUUUGGGGGUUGUAAUACUAUAAAUACUUGAGUAUAAACAGUACAAAACGUUUAUAGAAAAAUUCAGUGCUACAGCUAUUUGAAUUUUUUCCUGCACUUAAAUUUUGUACCUUACUUUUAUUGUCUUUUAAAAUAUCAUCCUGUACUGAUCUGUAAUUCAUUGUAUUCAUGUUUACAGUGUUAUUACCAUAAUUCAAAAUUAUGUGAUGGGAUAUUAUGUAAUCAUAAUUCAGAUUUUGUUUCCAAUACCUAAACUUAAAUGCUUGGAUGUCUAGUUAUAUCAUUUUAAUUUGGUAACGUUAAAUGUUUAUGGGGAUUUUUCCCACUUGAUUUCAUUUUAAAUUUUAUAUUAUUUAUAACAUAUUCUUUU
This is a messenger RNA of Echinops telfairi (small Madagascar hedgehog), 1787 nucleotides long. RefSeq names its product TRAF family member associated NFKB activator (gene TANK). Gene Ontology annotation, biological process: canonical NF-kappaB signal transduction. Bases 113 to 1378 code for a protein of 421 amino acids. NCBI's taxonomy places the organism in Eukaryota, Metazoa, Chordata, Mammalia, Afrosoricida, Tenrecidae. The transcript is spliced from 8 exons. The record is from RefSeq and is a predicted model, not a curated record.